CUCGGACCUGAUCGAAGUGCACGUGAAUUUCGCGGUGACAUCGGAUCUCACGACUGUGAGCUACCCUCUCAAUCAUGGCGGAGAAGAUGUAUUACUGGGGCGAGCAGAAGAACCAGGUGGAUCCGGAUCAAACUUUCAUAGAAUUCAAAGCCAAGUCCGUCGGUUCGAGUAGAAGAAGAGAUUCGUCUCACGCGGUUCCAAAGACGACGACUUCGACGGCGCAGGACAGGGUGACGGAAAUGGAGAACCGUGAAGAGGACACGGAACGAGGAGGCUGGGAUAAUAAACUGGACUUCCUGUUUUCUUGCAUCAGCGUUUCCGUGGGCCUUGGAAAUGUUUGGAGAUUCCCGUAUUUGUGUUACAAGAACGGCGGAGGUGCCUUCCUGAUCACAUAUGGAAUCGCCAUGCUAUUCUGCGGGAUCCCGAUAUUCUUCCAAGAAGUGGCCAUUGGCCAGUACCUUGGUGCCGGAGGGAUGACCCUGGUGGGUCAAUUAUGUCCUCUCUUGCAAGGAGUUGGAUAUGCCACUAUGACGAUCGUAUUCUUCCUAGACGUGUAUUACUGCAUCAUCAUAGCCUGGACGCUCUUAUACUUGAUAAGUAGCUUCGUCAAGAUACCGAGCGUACCUUGGAAGAGUUGUGGCAAUGUGUGGAACGAUAAUAAUUGCUACGAUGGCUACGAACAGACCCAGCCAUCGAACCACGCUAUCGCCAUAAAUACCACCAACUCGACCCUCCAUAACAUCACGUUUCACCAUGCAACCCCGGUUGAGCAGUACUGGGAACGACGAGUUCUUGGGAUGACCUCCGGCAUCGAAAACAUCGGUGGCAUGCAAUGGGAGUUGUUCGGUUGCCUGGUGAUCGGCUGGCUGCUCGUUUACUUUAUCAUCCGACGUGGUCUGCAUCAGAGCGGUAAGAUCGUCUGGUUUUCAGCCUUGUUCCCCUACGUGGUGCUUUUCAUUCUUUUGGGAGAGCAAAGAGCGGUGACAUUGGACGGCAGCUACCAGGGCAUGCUGUACUACGUCACGCCGAGGUGGGCCGAAUUGCGAUCGCCUGGCCCGUGGAUCGACGGCGCCACACAAAUUUUCUUCGCCUACAGUAUCGGCACCGGGGCCCUGCCUGCUCUCGGAUCGUACAACAAGUUCCAUCAUAAUUGCUACAAAGACGCUCUGAUCACGUGCAUAGUGAACACGCUGACCUGUUUACUGGCCGGUUGCGUCACUUUCUCUAUCCUGGGCCAUAUCGCUUUGGAACAAGGUACAGAAGUAUCCGCAGUGGUGAAGAGUGGACCGGGUCUGGUGUUUCUCACUUACCCGGAAGUGGUCCUCAAGUUACCCGGCGCAUCCAUGUGGGCCGCGAUCUUCUUCAUCAUGCUACUCAUACUCGGGAUCGACAGCGAAUUCUGUAUCGUGGAAUCUUUCAUCACGGGUGUCGUGGAUAAUUGGCCGGAUCAGCUUCGUCCACACAGAAAGAAAUUUACCGUCGCAAUCUGCUUUCUCAUGUUCCUCUUGGGUAUUCCCAUGGUGACCAACGGUGGAGUUUAUAUAUUCCAAUUAAUGGAUUUCUACUCGGCGAGUGGUAUGUCGAUUCUGUGGGUUUGCUUCUUCCAAACGAUCGCGAUAUCGUGGAUAUUCGGAGCGAAGAAAUUCUGCGACUGCAUUCAUCAGAUGAUGGGCGUACGAUUGAGCAAGUUUUGGUACAUUUGCUGGGUGGUGUUCGCGCCUGUGAUCAUGGCUUUCAUCUUCGUGUUCCAAUGUGUCCAGUACACGCCAUUGAAAUACGGGAGCAAUUACGAGUAUCCGGCAUGGGCGGAGGUCGUGGGUGUCUGCCUCAGUUUGUCAUCCAUGAUCUGGAUUCCUGGUUAUGCUCUCUAUUACGUCAUCGUCACUCCAGGAUCCAUCAAAGAGAAUAUCCUGAAGGGCUUGAAACCGAACAUAAAGUCGCAUCCGAAAUUACCAAAGGGAGAGAAAUUGGCAGUAAUACCGAUGUCGGAGAGCAGCGCCGGAUUGAUCACCAAGAACAACAGUUUCCUCAAUCAAACAUGAUCACCGUAAACGGCUUUCCUUUCCGCUGUCGUAAAUUGUAAUUAUCCUAAGUGUAGUAUUUUUAACGGGAUUUAAUAAUCGGAGUCGGACAAGCAGUGGUGCUCGAUGUUCUCAUUGUUCAGCUUGAGAAGUUGUCGAAAGAAACUGUCCGUCAUUGUUGUUUCCUUUAGCCCAACCGUGAAAGUGAAAAGAGACGAGUGUCGUGGAGAAGUACUGCAAUUCACGAUUGCGAAACGUUUAACACGUUAAACGCCACGCCGGUUUUACGUGCCGUUUCGUUCACGCCACAAUUAGCCGUCAUGUGGGCCCUUCCGAGCCUGAACGGGUAGCACC
Molecule: messenger RNA, 2375 nt
Organism: Eufriesea mexicana
Lineage: Eukaryota; Metazoa; Arthropoda; Insecta; Hymenoptera; Apidae
Product: sodium- and chloride-dependent GABA transporter 1
Biological process (GO): nitrogen compound transport; sodium ion transmembrane transport; amino acid transport
Cellular component (GO): plasma membrane
Source: RefSeq, a predicted model, not a curated record